AUUUUCAAUCAGGCACAAGUUGGGCAAGCCUCACUUGAGGGAAACAUUUGGGGUCCUUUUACUUCACGUGCGCAUCGCGGGGAGCAACCAUGCCUAAGUCGAAGAGGGACAAGAAAAUUUCUUUGACGAAAACAGCCAAGAAGGGACUCGAGUCCAAACAGAAACUAAUAGAGGAGUUACGGAAAUGUGUCGAUACCUACAAAUAUUUGUUCAUCUUCUCUGUGGCUAACAUGAGGAAUAAUAAACUGAAGGACAUCAGGACAGCCUGGAAACACAGCAGAUUUUUUUUUGGAAAAAACAAAGUCAUGAUAAUUGCUAUUGGGAAAGGAGAAACCGACGAAUAUAGGGACAACUUAUGCCAGGUCAGCAAGCAUCUCCGAGGUGAGGUGGGAGUGCUUUUCACGAAUAAAACUAAGGAGGAAGUGCAAGAGUAUUUCAGUCAUUACAGAGAGACGGAUUAUGCUCGGUCAGGAAAUCGGGCUCAGAUGGAUGUAACUCUGGACGAGGGUCCUUUGGAGCAGUUCACUCACUCCAUGGAGCCUCAGCUGAGGCAGCUGGGCCUCCCCACUACGCUCAAGAAGGGUGUGGUCACACUAUUAAAGGACUACACGGUCUGCAAAGCCGGCGAUGUCCUCACCCCUGAACAGGCUCGUAUUCUGAAAUUGUUGGGUAUCGAGAUGGCAGAGUUCCGAGUGACAAUCAAAUGCAUGUGGAGCUCUGAAACGGGCGCUUUUGAGAUCUUGGAGGGCGAGGAAGAGCCUAUGCAGGACAACAAAGAGAUUGGAGAAGAGGAUGGAGAUUGAAAUAAGACUGUGCAGGUUUUUGUUUGUUUCUUCAUCUUGUUUUUAAUUUUUAAACCUCACAUCGGGAUUUUGAAAUCAUCUGCACCCCCCAAUCCCAAA
This is a messenger RNA of Hippocampus comes (tiger tail seahorse), 902 nucleotides long. It is a transcript of the gene mrto4, whose product is annotated as MRT4 homolog, ribosome maturation factor. Lineage: Eukaryota; Metazoa; Chordata; Actinopteri; Syngnathiformes; Syngnathidae. The transcript is spliced from 8 exons. Gene Ontology annotation, biological process: ribosomal large subunit assembly; rRNA processing; ribosomal large subunit biogenesis. The record is from RefSeq and is a predicted model, not a curated record. The coding region runs from base 90 to 803 and encodes 237 amino acids. Gene Ontology annotation, molecular function: RNA binding. Gene Ontology annotation, cellular component: preribosome, large subunit precursor; nucleolus.